Cynocephalus volans (Philippine flying lemur) is the source of this 1832-nucleotide messenger RNA. It is a transcript of the gene DFFA, whose product is annotated as DNA fragmentation factor subunit alpha. The transcript has 6 exons. Gene Ontology annotation, molecular function: deoxyribonuclease inhibitor activity. The record is from RefSeq and is a predicted model, not a curated record. The coding region runs from base 81 to 1073 and encodes 330 amino acids. Lineage: Eukaryota; Metazoa; Chordata; Mammalia; Dermoptera; Cynocephalidae. Gene Ontology annotation, biological process: apoptotic process; apoptotic DNA fragmentation; negative regulation of execution phase of apoptosis. Gene Ontology annotation, cellular component: chromatin.
GGAGGGAUUGGGCGUUGGGGAGCCACUGCCCCGAGUUUCCACCCAUUUCCCGGAGUUAGUCAGGUCUCACCUUGGGGAAGAUGGAGAUUCCUGGGGGUGCCGGAGUUUCGGAACUCGGCGAGAUCCGGACUCUAAAGCCGUGUGUGCUGCUCCGCAACCGCAGCCGCGACCAGCACGGCGUGGCGGCCUCCUGCCUCGAGGAGCUGAGGAGCAAGGCCUGUGACAUUCUGGCCAUCGAUAAGUCCCUGACCCCAGUCACCCUGGUACUGGCAGAGGAUGGCACCAUAGUGGAUGAUGAUGAUUACUUCCUGUGUCUACCUUCCAAUACUAAGUUUGUGGCAUUGGCCAAUAAUGAGAAGUGGGCAUAUAACAAUACAGAUGGAGGUACAGCUUGGGUUUCCCAAGAGUCCUUUGAUGUAGAUGAAACAGACACCGGGGCAGGGUUGAAGUGGAAGAAUGUGGCCAGGCAGCUGAAAGAAGAUCUGUCCAACAUCAUCCUCCUGUCAGAGGAGGACCUGCAAAUGCUCAUCGAGGUUCCAUGUUCAGACCUGGCUCAGGAACUAUGCCAAAGUUGUGCCACAGUCCAAGGGCUCCAGAACACCCUCCAGCAAGUGCUUGACCAGAGAGAGGAAGCCCGGCAGUCCAAGCAACUCCUGGAGCUUUAUCUCCAGGCUUUGGAGAAGGAGGGCAACAUCUUGUCAAAGCAGGAAGAGUCCAAAGCUGUCGUCGGUGAAGAGGUAGAUGCAGUUGACAGGGGUGUCAGCGGAGAGAUCUCCAAAAUUGCACUUACGAGCCAGAUCCUGACUGCACUGAGGGAGAAGCCUGCUCCAGAGCUGCAUUUAUCUAGUCAGGAUUUGGAGUUGGUUACCAAGGAAGACCCCAAAACAUUGGCUGUUGCUUUGAACUGGGAUGUAAAGAAGACAGAAACCGUUCAACAGGCCUGUGAUCAGGAGCUUACCCUGCGCCUGCAGCAGAUGCAGAGCUUGCAUUCUCUCAGGAAUAUUUCAGCAAGGAAGAAUCUGCUGCCUGGAGAACUGCAGAAUCCUAAACGAGCCAAGCAGGACCCCACAUAGCCACAGCCGGAACUGUGCCAAGGAACACCCUGUGGCCUUGUUCUUUAUCAGUAAAUACCUUCCACCUGAUUAUUUUACCACCUAUAUACUCCUCUACCCACUGCCUUAGAGCAUGUUUGAGAACAGGCUGGAAGACUGGUUUUCUGCCUCUCCGGAAAAGCUAUUCCAGGUCUCCACAUCUGCCCUGCCACCUGUUUUGAAUGACAUCACUGCACUAGCAGUGUCCUGUCUCCUCUAACUGCAUGUUCUUGUUUCUCUGUUUAAAAGUAAUUGUCAGGGCCGGCCCGUGGCUCACUCGGGAGAGUGCGGUGCUGAUAACACCAAGGCCCCGGGUUCGGAUCCCAUAUAGGGAUGGCCGGUUAGCUCACUGGCUGAGCGUGGUGCUGACAACACCAAGCCAAGGGUGAAGAUCCCCUUACCGGUCAUCUUUUAAAAAAUAAAAAAAUAAAAAAAUAAAAGUAAUUGUCAUAUUUCAGACUCAUUAAUCUUGUUCUAAAGAUAGAACUGCAGAAUUUUAAACAAAUAAUGGUAGAGAAGGUGACAUAAUAGAAUGUUGAUUAUGACCACAAAUUUGUUUCUCAAGUUAAUGAGUUUUUUGGUUUAAAGGCACAUAUUAAGUUUGCAGACCAUAGGGACAUACGAAGAAUCUAAUUCACCAUUUCUAAUAUCCAGUUCAGUAUUGUGAAAUUAUAUCUGUUAUCACUGUGAAACUUCUCAGUUUUCUAAUAUGUUUUAUCAGCAGGGGGUAUAAAAGGUCAU